GGUUCGGAUUUGGAGUAUUUUGUAGUCCAAAUAAAUGAGAGAAAUGCGCGCUCGUUCUAAACUUGUUCUUCACUUUCUUCCCAUUCAUCACUGUACAUUAGAAGCUGUAUGUGCAGACCCGCGAUAGACGGACUGGUUCCACAAACCUCUUAUUUUUCGAUCCACCGGUUGUUUUUCUUCGAUUUGGUCCAUCAUUUUUUUCUUAGACGUUUCUUUGAGGCAUAUUGUACAGCAGAAAAAAAUGGCAUCUUUGCUUCUUCGACGCAGACUCUCACCUGUUGUUGGCAUUUCUCGUACUCUUCUUCAAGAUUAUAUCGAGCCCUAUAGGAUACCUUGGGAAUUUAAGGCUGGAACUUCAACUGAUAUUUGUGAUUGCUCAAGACCGUUCUGCAGUUCCAGUGGUGUAUCAAAGUUUGAUUUUACAGACCUGACUCGUCCUCAUACGUGGUACCCAAGUGCUCGAAAAAAGAAUCGGAAUGUUAUUCUACAUGUGGGUCCCACAAACAGCGGUAAAACACAUCAUGCUCUGAAGCAACUGGAGUCCAGUUCUUCUGGUAUCUAUUGUGGGCCUUUAAGAUUGUUAGCUUGGGAGGUGGCAAAACGGUUGAACAAUGCAAAAGUUCCUUGCAGUCUGAUUACAGGACAAGAAAGAGAGGAAGUUGAUGGUGCAAAGCACAAGGCUGUGACAGUAGAGAUGGCAGAUGUGACCUCUGACUAUGAUUGUGCUGUUAUUGAUGAAAUUCAGAUGUUAGGGUGUGGAACAAGGGGUUUUUCAUUUACUCGUGCUCUGCUAGGAAUACCAGCCAAUGAGCUUCAUCUUUGUGGAGAUGCAGCUGCUGUUCCUUUGAUUCAGGAGAUACUUAAAGUGACUGGUGAUGAUGUCAAGGUUCAAUAUUAUGAGAGGCUUUCGCCUCUAGUUCCAUUGAAGGCUCCUCUUGGAUCUUUUUCUAAUAUACGAACUGGAGACUGUAUUGUAACCUUCUCACGCAAAGAGAUAUACCGACUAAAGAAACAAAUUCAAAAUGGAAGAAAACAUCUUUGUUCUGUAGUUUAUGGUUCAUUGCCUCCAGAGACUCGUACAAGACAGGCAACAAUGUUCAAUGAUGCAAGCAGUGAAUUUGAUGUUCUAGUCGCAAGUGAUGCCAUUGGGAUGGGUCUGAAUCUUAACAUUUCAAGAAUCAUAUUUUCAACACUGAAGAAAUUUGAUGGAAUACAAAUGCGGGAACUCACUGUCCCAGAGAUCAAACAAAUUGCAGGGAGAGCUGGCAGGUAUAGAUCUAACUUCCCUGUUGGUGAAGUAACUUGUCUAGAUGCAGAAGAUCUACACUUAAUUCAUUCGUCACUGAAAUCACCGUCUCCCAUUUUAGAGCGUGCUGGAUUAUUUCCUACCUUUGACCUUAUGUUUAUGUAUUCACGGUUGCAUCCAAAGAGUGGCCUUUACAAUAUAUUGGAGCACUUUUUAGAGAAUGCCAAGUUAUCUGAAAAUUAUUUUAUCACUAAUUGUGAAGAACUGCUGAAAGUUGCCGCUGUCAUCGAUGAGCUGCCCCUUGGGUUGCAUGACAAGUACCUGUUCUGUAUUAGUCCAGUUGACAUGAAUGAUAAAAUUUCAUCUCAGGGUCUCACACAGUUUGCACAGAAUUAUGCAAAGAAUGGUAUUGUUCGGCUUCGAGAAAUUUUUACACCAGGGACACUUCAGGUUCCAAAAACACAAACUGCACUCAAGGAGCUUGAAUCAAUUCACAAGGUUUUGGAUCUCUACGUUUGGUUAAGCUUUCGGUUGGAAGAUUCUUUCCCAGAUCAUGAGCUGGCUGCUUCACAGAAAGCCAUCUGCAGCCUGUUGAUUGAGGAGUUCCUGGAAAGUCUAGGAUGGCAGAAGCCAAGGGCAAGCAGGUUAUCUCGUCGGACUAGCUUAAGUUCUCUAUCUUCCACGGGUAUCAGGCAAUAUCUAUGAAUCCUCAACUCCUCGUCAUAAAUUGCCCCGAAAUGUUUCUUCAUUUUUUGAUGCUGUGAUUGGGUAGUAUACUCGAAACAGACGGCGUGGAAAUUAUCAACCAGCCUCUCUAACUUUUAGCUAUUCCAAGAAUUCCAGGUCUCUGUUUAUUUGCUUUCACUCAAGUGGGUUGUAGGCUUCAGAGCCCUGUGCUUUAUAUACUGUGAUCAGGAGCCCAUACGGUUGGUUACUCUUUCUUGUAUAUGCUCUCUAAUUAUAUAGUUGGGGUCAUUUUUUCAUUUUAUUUUUGCAACAUUCAGUUCUAAUAUGUUGUAAAAAAAAUAUUGGUUUUGUUUUUCGGGCAAGCAAUUUAUUAUUGAAAGUCAGAUCGUUUAUGUUUAA
This is a messenger RNA of Cornus florida, 2332 nucleotides long. RefSeq names its product DExH-box ATP-dependent RNA helicase DExH16, mitochondrial. Gene Ontology annotation, biological process: RNA catabolic process; mitochondrial RNA 3'-end processing. The record is from RefSeq and is a predicted model, not a curated record. Bases 242 to 1951 code for a protein of 569 amino acids. The transcript is spliced from 16 exons. NCBI's taxonomy places the organism in Eukaryota, Viridiplantae, Streptophyta, Magnoliopsida, Cornales, Cornaceae. Gene Ontology annotation, cellular component: mitochondrial degradosome. Gene Ontology annotation, molecular function: RNA helicase activity; hydrolase activity, acting on acid anhydrides; ATP binding.